CGGGAAGCAUCAGCUGUUCACUUCCUCUUUGUUUACCUCGGCGACUCCGGGCUCUUGGACCUCAUAUUCCUCUCUUAUUCAUGAGACAGUAUUGAGGUAACAGCUGCAACCCCUUGAAGAUGAAUGGUGAGGGGGUAGACUCUGCCAAGAGUGAUGCCAAUGGCAAUGCCAACAAGAAAGGCUCCCUAGGGGGUGGCCUCAGGAACUUCCGCAUGGACAAGGAGGACACGGCCAAAGGGCAGACUCCUAAGUCGACGAGCCCAGUAUUAAAGUCUCGCCAAGGCCACAACAAGAGCCUCGAUAGUCCGGCAGCCCAGGAUGCUGGCUCCCAAAUCAUUAAGACGACAACCUUGGUGAAGAAACCCAUAACCACUAUAUCUGUCCACACAACUACCUCAUUACCAGAUCUGGAUGCCAAAAAUUCGUCAAAAACUGUUAUCGCGGAAAGUGAUGACGAAUUAGACAACGGUUGCGAAAAAGAUACCUCAGACCAUACCAGCCCAGUGAUCCAGCGGAAGACUGUCAGAGUCAUGGAAGUGUCAAAUGGCACCUCGCCCUCCUCUCCUUCCUCUUCAUCUACCUCCACCGCCAGCAGACUAGAGGAAAAGAAGGCGCCGAUCCGUCUCUCAAAGCCUCUGUUUGUCCAGCCGCCAAGCCCAGACCAGAAGGACUAUGACGCGGAAACAGAUGACGAGGAUGGACCCCCUACAUCCUCUGACAACCCCCUGGGAGGAGUACCCAUGAAAGUUCUAAUCAACAGCCUUUCACCCAGCAAGUCUGUCUCAAGCACGUCAGUGGACCAGGACCAGGACAGCCAGGAUGGUAUAUUUAUCCGGGUCAAGCCUGUGAAGAGAGCACGCCUCGUGGUAUCAGAUGAUGAUGACGAUGAUGUCAUCAAGCCUCCAACAAAAAAGAUGCAGCUCAACGGCCAUUCUGACUCGGAUAGGAUUACUGGUGAAGAUGAUGAGAAGAUCGAGCAGUAUAUUGAGACAUUUGAAAGUCUUUACCCCAAAAUUGACAAGAUGGAAAUGAUGGAUGUGUUCAGGAAGAAUGAAUGGGAUGCCCAGUUGACCAUAAGAGAUUUGGAUAAAUUAGAGAAAGAGAGAAAGCAAAAGUUCCUGCAAGAACAGAGACUGAAGAGAGAAGAGGAGAGAAAUUCAAAGAAUUCCGAGAGGGAAUUACAGCAGAUGAAGAAGAAUGCCAAAAGGGAAAGGGUCAGAGCACAAAAGGAGUCGUGGAAAGCAAAAGCUGCGGCAAGGAUAGAGGAGCAGGACAUAGAGGAGGAGGAGGAAGACUAUAAUUUUGGAGGGUCGAAGGUGUACGACAGUGAUGCUGAUUCCGAUACGGAGCCGGACACACAGAUGACCACCGACCGACAGCUCGUAUUGCAGUUCUUCAACGAGGCAUCAGUGGGUGAACUAGCGGCCAUCAGUGGCUGCUCUAAGAAGAAAGCAGAGGUUGUUGCCCAGAUUAGACCCUUCAAAGACUGGAAAGAUAUUAUUGACAAGUUCCAAACGGAGAAAUAUGUUAGCACAGACCUCUUGAAUGAAGCAAAGACCAUAUUGCAUGUAAGAAAUACAGUGCAGAAGCUUAUGAAGAAAUGUGAAAACAUUGCAAAGGAAAUGCAGACCAUCGUUUCACGGAUUGUGAGUGGGGAGGAAGAUGCAGGGAUCAGUAAACAGCCAAGCAUCAUGAACACAACGUUACAGAUGAAGAGCUAUCAGCUGAUUGGAUUAAAUUGGCUAGUCCUAAUGCACCAACAAGGCCUGAAUGGUGUUCUUGCUGAUGAAAUGGGCCUCGGAAAGACUGUUCAGGCCAUCUCCUUCCUGGCUUACAUUAAGGAAGUGGAGGAACCUGAAGAAAUAAGUCUGAUUGUGGUCCCUUCUUCUACACUUGAUAAUUGGGCACGAGAACUGGAAUUUUGGUGCCCCUCUCUCUGUGUUCUACAGUACCAUGGAACCCAAGAUGAAAGGAGAGGCAUUCGCAUUGACAUCAUGAAUGACAAUCUUGAAGAGACACCUGACGUUAUCCUGACCACAUACACUAUGGUGACAACGAGCACAGAAGACCGAGCCUUGUUCAAGAAGCUAAGAUUCCAUACUAUAGUUUUAGAUGAAGCCCACAUGCUAAAAAACAUGGCUUCACAGCGCUAUGAAAAUCUCAUGAAAAUUAAGGGUCAACGUCGUGUACUGCUUACUGGUACUCCACUACAAAACAAUCUCGUGGAACUAAUGUCCAUUCUCAUAUUUGUCAUGCCACAGCUGUUCGAUAGCAAGAAAGAAGAGUUGAAGAGAGUGUUUUCAAUGUUUCCUAAAUCAGAUGAUAGCGGCAGCAAGGGGAAGUUUGAGCGUGAGAGGAUAGAACAAGCCAAAAGAAUCAUGAAACCUUUCUUCUUGCGGAGAUUAAAGUGCGAUGUACUUAAGGACCUACCAAAGAAAACAGAUGAAGUCAGAUAUGCCCCCAUGUCUAAACGGCAGCAGAAAAUAUACACCGAAACUGUAGAAGCUUUCAGUAGAAAAGCAAGACAGAAUCAGAUUGAGAUUGAACAGAUGAACAUGAAGAACCUGACAGAAUUGGAGGAGCUGGAGGCCAUAGGGAAGUCCCCGACGAAAAGCUCGGAGGUGGAUAGCAGCUCAAACAUGGUCAUGACCCUCAGGAAAAUCGCAAACCAUCCACUACUUACUAGAAAGUACUAUGAUGAUAGCAAGCUAAGAGAAAUAUCCAAGAUUCUAAAGAAGACAUCGCACCGGGAGUCCGUGUUAGAGUAUAUUGUUGAAGAUUUCUCUGUCAUGUCUGACUUCGAGAUCCAUGCAACAUGUCUCAUGUAUCCUGCUGUCAGGAAAUACCAGAUGCCUGAUGAACUCAUCCUCAGUUCGGGCAAGUUUGAGCAGUUAGACAAGAUUCUUCCUAAGCUGAAGGAGGAGGGAUCUAGAGUGUUGAUAUUUUCCCAGUUUGUGAUGAUGUUGGACAUCAUUGAAAAAUAUGUCAAGAUCAGAGGUCACAAGUACAGAAGAUUUGAUGGCACUACCCAAGUGUCUGAAAGACAAGAACUGAUUGAUGAGUUUACGGAGAAUGAAGACAUCUUCAUCUUUCUGCUCUCGACCCGCGCUGGUGGCCUGGGCAUCAACCUCACUGCAGCCAAUACGGUGAUUCUCCAUGACAUAGACUUCAACCCGUAUAAUGACAAGCAGGCUGAGGACCGUUGCCACAGGGUUGGCCAGACUAAGCCUGUACAGAUCGUACGCUUGCUUAGCAAGGGCUCCAUUGAAGAGGGCAUGUUGCAGAUUGCACAGGCUAAGCUCCAGCUGGAACGUGAUGUCACUGGCAUUGGAGAUGAGCAACAUAAAAAAGGUGACGUGGUGGCGUUGCUGAAAGCUGCCUUAGGCCUAGCCAAAGCUGAAGCACAAAGCUCUUCAUCGUCGAGUGGCUCUUAGGUCUAAAAAAACACGUCGUUGGGACCAGGUGUUCUCAGGUCUCGCUUGAUGGCUGCUUCACAUUUGUCAAGUCUGUGUGGAGGGACGAGAGAUGCUUGUUAGCUUGCCUGCAUGUCAUCUUCUGGUUCAUCUGUCUAUGAUUGCAGGGUGAAGCUUCAGAUUUUGCCCACAUUCACACCACCAACUUUCUUUGUCUGUUUAUUAUUCUUUCAUCUAUUUAUUUUUAUAUGCACUUUUUCUGUUUGGAAGAAGGAAGGUCCUUUUAUAUUUAAGAGAAGUUUGUAAUCAAAACUUGUGUAUUCCAUUGGAUAUGGUAAGGUAAUGAGUAUAGGAAAGGUUAUGUAUAUUUGGUUUGUGUGUUACUUUUGUUUUGUUUAAGUCUUUUCUCAUGUACCUCUCCACUCUUUCCUCUUUUCAGACCCUAUUCAACUCUUCACCCUCUUCCUCCUCUCUCCACCACCUCCACCUCCACCACCACCACGUUCUCAUUCUCAUUCUCCUUCUUCCACUUCUCAUUCUCUUCUUUUUUCUUGUUCUUUGUCUUCCUGUUUUACCCAACAUGUCACUUUUCCAAUUCAGAAUUUCUUGAAUACCCUAGAGGAAAAUUUAGAUUCAAAGUCAAUUCUCAAUCCUCAGUUCUAGGGGUCCCGUGAACUGCAGCUCUGCUCAGGUGAACUCUGUCUGGUUAGGCUUCUUUUUGCUAAGAGUCCUGCCAUUUGAAUCUAUAUAUUUAAAUCAUAUAUGAGUGUUUCCUUUUUCUCUCUCUCCUUUUUAUAUAUGUAUUUGUAUCUUCUCCAUUUUAUAAUACUAUAAGAUUUCAACUUUAUUUUUAUACAUCAUAAACAUGACAAGGAUCAGAUCAAACUAUGGUACUUUGUUUCGCGAAUGGCAAGUGCUAGGCUUCAUUUCUGGAAAGUUUUCCGUCUUUUUUUUUCUUCUUCUUCUUAUACUUCUUCAUCAAUGAUUAUUGCAUAUUUUGCUUCUAUGUAUCCUACUUAAGAUGAUAAUAUAAAAAAAGUUUAAGCUGGUUAUUUAGAUACGUUUUGAUCUCAGCAUUUAUGAUCAUGUGUUGGUUUGUUUUGGUUACUCACGGACAUUAUAAUGAUAAUAAACGUUAUUAAUGGAAAUGUCAGUCUUACAUCUGUUGCUGUUGUUGUUAUUGUUAUUAUUAUUAUGAUGAUUAUUAUUAUGAUGAUUAU
Molecule: messenger RNA, 4633 nt
Organism: Penaeus monodon (black tiger shrimp)
Lineage: Eukaryota; Metazoa; Arthropoda; Malacostraca; Decapoda; Penaeidae
Gene: Etl1
Product: SWI/SNF-related matrix-associated actin-dependent regulator of chromatin subfamily A containing DEAD/H box 1 homolog
Exons: 22
Coding region: 120-3434 (1104 amino acids)
Cellular component (GO): nucleus
Molecular function (GO): ATP-dependent chromatin remodeler activity; chromatin binding; ATP binding
Source: RefSeq, a predicted model, not a curated record